UUUCAAGCAAUUUCAGUCACCCUCGCGGCUCGGCUUAUCUAAGCGCUGACUAACCGUUCAAACCCAGGCUCUGACGUCGCUAUUUUGAUGGGUAUGUAUAUGAAUAUAUUGAAGUCUGGCAACUAACUACAACUCUCGACACCGUCUUCGAUUUGUCGCUGUUUCAACAAUGGUGCGGAAGUUGUCUGACUCCUAUUCUUCCUCCGACGUUACAUCCAUCAACCUCACCCAUCUCCUUGCCCGCCUCGAGAACAACCUGCUAUCUCCUUCCGCAGAUCUCAAACUGCUACGUCGAUCUCCCUAUCACCGAGCUAGAGUUGGAGCUAACAUCGAAUAUGCGCGAACCCUAAUCCUGAAACUCGAACUCACCCUCCCGAACAUCAAAAUCCAAUCGCGCAAACAUGCUCUCCAGACUGAUCUUGCCCAGAAGCGGCAGCAAAUCAAGACUCUUAAAACCCAUCUAGACGAAAUUGCAGCCGCCGCAGCCGAAACGGAUCCAGAUACCCAGACCUUCUCGUCGGACAACGAGGAUGAUUUGCUACCAACACCAAAUGACAGUACCCCAGAUACAACAUCCCCACCGCCAACCAGAGGAGCAGACCAAGCAUCAACAAGACAUGAAGAAGUAGAAGAUGAGAGAAAAGGAGAAGAAAGCGAAGCAGAGGAGACCACCCAAGAACGAAGAAACGAUGAACAAGUUGUAGAUAAACCGCCAUCACCAUCUCCAACACAACCACGAGAGCCAUCACCAUCAAACACCUUCCGCGGCAGACACCCCCAUCACCACCGUUAUCCAUCAUCAUCAUCAGCCACCACCCCAACGGCCACAACAACAGGCACAUCCCUCCCCACCGCCACCACCACCACUAUUAGACCCCUAUUCCCCAACCGCCCAACCCCCACCACCUCAUCCACCCCCUCCGCACAAACCGCCCUCUCCCAAAACGAAGCCGAACAAGACACCCUAACCACCUCCCUCCUCGCGCUAGCCACCCAACUAAAAACCUCCACGCAGAACCUACACACGAGCCUCGAGUCCGAAAAGUCAAUCAUCGAGCGGGCGGCGGAGGGUUUGGACCAGAGCACGACGGGGAUGGAGGCGGCGGGGAAGCGGUUAGGGGCGCUGAGGCGCAUGGCGGAGGGCAGGGGGUGGUGGGGGCGUGCGUUGAUGUAUGUGUGGAUAUUUGGGCUGUGGGUUGUGGCGGUGUUGAUUGUGUUUGUAGGGCCGAAGUUGAGGUUUUGAAGAACGAGGGGCCGGGUUGGUUGGUUUAUGGGAGUUGGUUUAUGGAAGUGGGUGGUGCACUGGUGUAGAUUACUUCAUGCGGGGGGGGGGGGUAUGGGAUGGAUGGGACUUUACUCUAUCUCCUAUGGAAGCCCUAUGAACAAUUAUUCUUUAUUAGUUUUGUUUCGUUACGACUACUACUCGUCUAGACAGCCCUGGAGAUAUCGUCUUAUAUAACUACCACAUACAUACCACAUGUAUGCAGCAUGCCAGCGCAAAAAGACUUUAUUCGUUCGUUGGUGUGGCCCGUGGCCCGUGAUCCAUAAAGUACCCCAACUCACCCAUUACCCCCCCCCCACCCCAACAAACAACAUCCUCCCUUCAGGCCCAAUUACCCACCACCACGCCAACAACCCAGCUAUUACCACCACACAGUUCUUUUCCAUGCAAUAUUAUCAUUCUUAUCGGAUUUCAACAUCCUUCGCCGUCCCCAUACCAUCUCAUUCAUCCAUUUGUCUUUUGCUACCGCACAAUCCCUUUCCUUUCAUAAAACAUGUCGGGUAAUAACCCAUCAACACUAGGCCCCCAGCCAGUCAAAAUUUACUCCCGGAGCAUAGACUAGUACAAGAAGUUCAGCGGUGUGUAUGGAAACCAUAUUAGCACACCCAGCCCACCUAUACACAUAUCAGAUUGACCUCCAAAGGCAGAGCUAAGGUUCGAAAACAAGGCAAAUAGCGAAACAAAUAAAACAUACUCAAGUAAAAAAAAAAAAGAGAAUGAGAGAAACCCCAUGGUAUUUGAAGAAAUAAAAGAAAAUGGAAAUGGAAAUUCGAUAAGAGGGAAACCCAUAUAAAGUCACAAGAAAUACAGAAAGUUAAGGGGAAAAGCCCCAAGAAAAAAAGUAGGAGAAAAAACAAGAACACACGCACACACAGGUACAUAUCAAGGGAUAUAACAAGGGAAUUAGAAAGGGAAAUAAGGAAAUAAGAUAUCGAAAGAAAAAAAGAAAAGAAAAGAAAAGA
Blastomyces gilchristii SLH14081 is the source of this 2244-nucleotide messenger RNA. RefSeq lists its product as uncharacterized. The record is from RefSeq and is a predicted model, not a curated record. Gene Ontology annotation, molecular function: SNAP receptor activity. Bases 170 to 1243 code for a protein of 357 amino acids. NCBI's taxonomy places the organism in Eukaryota, Fungi, Ascomycota, Eurotiomycetes, Onygenales, Ajellomycetaceae. Gene Ontology annotation, cellular component: SNARE complex; endoplasmic reticulum. The transcript has 3 exons. Gene Ontology annotation, biological process: retrograde vesicle-mediated transport, Golgi to endoplasmic reticulum.